AUGUACAAUAAUGAACAAUGUACACUGCAAUAUACAAUAUACACUACAGUGUACACUACAAAGCACAAUGUAUACUACAAUGUACAUUACAAUGUACAAUGUACACUACAAUAUACAAUGUACACUACAGUGUACACUACAAUGUACAGUGUACACUACAAUGUACACUACAUGUACAAUGUACACUACAGUGUACACUACAAUGUACAGUGUACACUACAAUGUACCCUACAAUAUACAAUAAAGGUACCCAGCCCUAACUACAAUGUACACUAAAUACACUACAAUGUACACUAAAUACACUACAAUGUACACUAAAUACACUAUAAUGUACACUAAACACACUACAAUGUACACUAAAUAUACAAUUACAAUGUACACUAAAUACACUACAAUGUGCACUACAAUGUACACUAAAUAGACUACAAUGUACACUAAAUACACUACAAUGUACACUAA
This is a messenger RNA of Nematolebias whitei (Rio pearlfish), 459 nucleotides long. Its product is annotated as dynein heavy chain. Lineage: Eukaryota; Metazoa; Chordata; Actinopteri; Cyprinodontiformes; Rivulidae. The record is from RefSeq and is a predicted model, not a curated record.